This is a messenger RNA of Corticium candelabrum, 12646 nucleotides long. Its product is annotated as fibrillin-2-like. The transcript has 17 exons. Lineage: Eukaryota; Metazoa; Porifera; Homoscleromorpha; Homosclerophorida; Plakinidae. Gene Ontology annotation, molecular function: calcium ion binding; Notch binding. Bases 1 to 12411 code for a protein of 4136 amino acids. The record is from RefSeq and is a predicted model, not a curated record.
AUGAAGCAACGGAUUGGAGUUUUCUCACUGAUUGCAGUCAACGUUGACGGUCAAACGCCUUCGUCCACGCGACCACCGCCGUCGGAGUCUUGGUAUUUUCAGAACGCAAGCAGUUUUGUCACUGUUUCCGACCGGGCGUUCGUCGCCAGUGCUGGCGUCUCUCUCACGCUGACUUUCACCUACUGCAAUGAGGAUGGACUGCUCGUGUACAGCGAAACGAAAUCGAACGAAUACUUUGGAUUCGGCAUUAGCAACGACUAUGUACUUGUGCAGUUUCGCCGAGGAAUCAGAACUACAGAGGUUGCCUCUUCGUCUCCGUUGGAGAGAGGCCGAGAAUACACAGUUAGCAUUACUGGUUUGUCAUCUGAAAACGCCAGUUUGGCUAUUGUUGUAGAUGGAGUAGCAAACCACGGGGCUCCUUCAUCGGAUGACGUGUUUUCUUUCAACAGAGUGAAUGAGCUGUUUAUUGGUGGAGCAAGGGAUCUGAAUCGAAUAGAGAUUCCUCGUCUCCGUCAUGUCCUGGAUGCAUGCAUCUUGUCUGUUGAAACUGCAAGUCAUGUCCUCAGUUUUUCUUCUGCCACACUGAACAAUGUGCAACAUGGAUGUCCACCUGAUCAUUGCAAAGCAACCGUGCCGUCUUCUGUGUCUCUGUACAGUAAUGAGUCAUAUUUAGCAUUUCAUAUAGUCAACUCUCAAGCUUCUCAAAGCACAAAAGUAUCUAUCAAGUUUCAGACAAAGUAUCCCAAUGGAUUGCUCUUUUACAUCGGUCAAGCAAACGGUGAACAUACAAUGGCAUAUCUCGCUGAUGGUAGAGUUGUAUUGAGUUUAAACUUGAUGCCACCAUCUGCAAGUGUUGUCGGAAUGUCAAGUCGUCGGUAUAAUGACGGAGACCAAUAUGAGCUGGUUGUUGAGAGGCUUGGUGUUACAGACGCUAAAGUGACGAUUAUGGAUUCCCAAGAGCGAUCAGCAGAGACCAGUUUUAAUGUGAAUUUUGGCGGUGAGUGUGAACACAAGCUAAUGGUGCUGGAGUUGGCUUAUGGUUUUGUAACAGGAUGCAACGUGGUAGUGUUUGAUGCUCAGAAUCCCGUUUACGUCGGCGGCAUCCCAGACCCUGGACGUCCUCCAUCAUCAAACAUACCUCUUAUUGCUGUACAGUCAUUUCGUGGAUGUCUUGCAGACUUUCGUUUUACCGACAGCGAUGACGGUCUAGCUCCAUUAUUACUACAUAAUUUCACAUCAGCGUCUCAGUCAAGGGCAGUUACACAUGGGCGGUGCCUUUCUACAGCUGUGUGCUACCCGCCGUGUUCUACUCCGAGUGAAAGAUGUGAUUUUAUAUGUGAGUGUGCUGACGGCUUUGAAAAGCAGCUUGAUGUUUGUGUGAACACUGAUGAGUGUGCGUCUAGCCCUUGUCAGAACAGGGGAACAUGCUCCGAUAGUAUCAAUGGGUUUAACUGUAGUUGCCAUGAAGAAUACAAGGGAAUCACGUGUGAGAAGAGAGACAACUGUGUUCCGAAUUCAUGUCACAAUGGAGCAACAUGUCUAGAUGGUGCAUCCGGGUACACAUGCCUGUGUGCACCAGGCUACACAGGAACGAACUGUAGCGUCAAUGUGGACGAGUGUGGCUCCAAUCCCUGUGUGAACGGUAAUUGUACCGAUCUGAUUGACAGUUACCAAUGCCAAUGCAAACUCGGUUUUACUGGGGCACACUGUGAGUCGGACAUAGACGAAUGUUUGUCUUCGCCGUGUGUCCAUGGUUCUUGCUUUGAUUUGGAAGAUAGUUUUGUUUGCAAUUGUGAUGACGGAUACACUGGCAGCCAGUGUAGAGUUGAUAUUGACGAAUGCAUGUCUAAUCCCUGUGGUAAUGGUAUAUGUCGAGAGAUGGCUCCUGGGAACGGUGUCAUGUGUUUCUGUAGGAGUGGUUACUACGGUACUCACUGUGAGUUAGAGUAUGAUGAGUGUUUAUCUCAACCUUGCAAGAAUGGCGGCAUAUGCGUUAACGAAGUUGGCGAUUUUAGUUGUAACUGUAUGGGUGGAUACACAGGCAAAGACUGUUUUAUCGAAGUCGAUGAGUGCACUUCAAGUCCAUGUGUCAAUGGUGGCAGUUGCAUUGACUUGGUCAAUAGAUACAUGUGCCAGUGCUCUUUGGAGUUUACUGGCCCCAAUUGUGACAUCAACGUGAAUGUAUGUCAGUCAAGUCCGUGUCGUAACAAUGGAACGUGUCGUGACCAGUUAAGAGGUUUUCAGUGUGAGUGUGCUGGUGGGUACACGGGAGAGCUGUGUGGGAUAGAGAUCGAUGAAUGUCGGUCGGCUCCCUGUCUUAACGAUGGAACAUGUUGGGAAAGGGUAGAUGGAUAUAUGUGUACAUGUUUAGCUGCUUACACAGGAACGACAUGUGACGUGGACGUCAACGAGUGUGAAUCAAAUCCGUGUGAUAAUGGUGGAACUUGUGUGGAUGAUAUUGGCAGUUAUAACUGUACAUGUGCUUCUGGCUAUGAAGGCAUCAACUGCGAUCAAGAUGUUGACGAGUGUUUGUCAGAGCCGUGUCUCAAUGGAGCAACAUGCAUUGACGAUGUUGAUUCAUUUAGCUGCGUCUGCCCUGUGUUCUUCACUUCUACUCUUUGCAAUGUAGACAUAAAUGAAUGUAGCACUAAUCCAUGUGUCAAUCAAGGGACAUGUAAUGAACUUAGUAUUCCAACGUUAAACACAACGUUUAAUGCAUCCGAGUGGCGUGGAUAUGAGUGUGUGUGUAUUGGAGGUUACGUGGGAUACAACUGUGAAUCAGAGGUUGACGAAUGUUCUUCUCGUCCGUGUCUAAAUGGAGGCACAUGUACAGAUGGCUUCCAGUCAUACACGUGUUCUUGCCCUGUUGCUUUUACAGGAACAACAUGUGAGACGGUCAUUCAAGUAACAUACGAUGGUCUGACGUACUCAAUACUGCAGACUCCACUCAGUGGAAUGAGACAAAUUGUCAUUGAGUUUGACUUUGUGACAAGUCUUUCUGAUGGUAUUAUAUUCUUCAACGGAGGCCUCGGAAGUGGAAGGUUGAAUGAUAUGGAUCACAUAGCUGUUGAACUAGUUAAGGGACAGAUUCGCAUAACCUAUAAUACGGGCACCGUGGAUGGAAUUGUGAGCACAGAAAUUGGUGAGAAUUUAAACGACGGUCGAUUUCACCAUGUGCAUGUCAACUCGCUAGCACCAACUGUGACUAUUACAUUGGAUCGUAAUGUGUGUGACUCAACUCUCAGCUCUGGUUGUCGUGCAACUGUUCAAUCGCAUCAAACAUUCAGUAGCUUGAACUUGAAAUAUCCUCUCUUCUUUGGCGGUGUUGAUGCCGCAGUCGCCAAUUCUGAUCCGUACUUGCUUAGUGCAGUUGGCAUGACAGGCUGCAUUAGGAAUGUGUAUGUAAACAGUCAACUGCUAGACCUACUGGGUGAUGGAAAUGACAGUCUGCCAGUACCUGGAUGUCGUACGUCAUCACCGUGUGACUCACAGCCUUGUUCCAAUGGUGCCACUUGUAUUGAUCUGUGGGAUGAUUUCACAUGCAGUUGUGCUGUCGGAUUUAAUGAUGAAGACUGUCAGCUGCAAACUACUGCUAACUUUCUUGACAACCAAGGGCUUCAUUUUAUGCCAUCGUCCAUCUUUUCUGUUUCAUUGGAAUUUGUUACGGUUGUGAAUGAAGGAGUUUUGUUCUACAUUGCCGACAACAACAGUGACUCGGACCACUUGGCUAUUGAACUGGGCAGUCAAGCUCUUUAUGUGACUGUCACAUCAAAUGGAUCUGUGUUGAAUGACUCGAUAUUGUGCAAUAUAUCCAAUGAUGAUUGGCAGCAUAUAUCUGUGACAGUCAGUGGCACGGCUUUAGAAACUCGAUUACAGUCUUCUACUUGUCUUCACUCUGCAAGCAGCUCUUUGACUCUUGUACAGCCUUUAGCAUCAGUAAUCUUUCUCGGCAGUUUACAGAAUUUUGUUGCAGAUUUUGUUCGUCUUUCUACGGCUGUGAAAUCAACAUCAGGGAUUAAUGGCUGUGUUCGCAAUGUUACCAUCAAUGGUGUUUUGCAAGAUCUUCAAUCACCAUCUAUUUCUUAUUCUGAUCAUGAUCCACCAUCUGCAACUGCAGGAUGCAGGAGAGAUGAAAUGUGUGCUGCUAAUCCAUGCAGAAAUGGUGGUGUCUGUGUAGCACACUGGAUGGGUUAUAACUGUGAUUGCCAGACUGAUUACCAAGGCGCAGUUUGCGAGGAAGUUGCACCUGCAUCGUUUAAUGGAAACGCAAGUGUGGCUCAAUUUAAAGUUCACGAGUCUGUGGGGUUUUCUGCCACAUCCGGCUCUUUAAGCUUUCGAACACGUGAUUUCGAUGGAACUCUUUUACAUGCCGGUUGGCAGCCAACAAGUAUUGGCAGGACGACAGAUGACUACUUUAGUCUUGAAAUAGCAGGUGGUCAUGUAAACUUGGCAGUUCACUUGGGACAAGGGGCUAGCAGAGUUACUGUGACACAGACAGUGUCCGAUGGACAAUGGCAUGCAGUGCAGUGGAAACGAUCUAAUAGAGAAUUUUUCCUGACACUGGAUUCUAAUUUCACUGUGCAAGGUGUGACACCAGGCAACUUUACGAGACUGGAUGUGCAGAGAAAUGGAUUUACAUACGUUCACAUUGGAGGCAUUGAAGACUACAGUGGCAUUAGCAAUGAAGAGUCAUUGUCCCAAGAUCAUUUUGAAGGAUGCAUAGUCAAUGUGUCAUUUGAUGGUCAGGAUGUGAAGUUCUUCUCAUCUGAACCUUCCAUUCAAUCUGAUUUAACAGAUGUCUUGUCAGGAUGUAGACAACGAAAUGCUUGUUUGGAUGUACCCUGUACCGUUCAUGGUGUUUGUUACGACACGUGGGGUGCACGAGUGUGUAUGUGUGAUGAAGGAUUUAGUGGAGUUGAUUGUGAAGUGAACAUUGAUGAAUGUAUGUCGAAACCUUGUCAAAACAAUGGUACAUGUACAGAUGGAAGUGGAUCAUACAGUUGCACUUGCAAAGGAAAAUUUACCGGGACUAAUUGCGAGUUAGAUCUACGGUUUUGUGACUCAAGUCCAUGUCAGAACUCUGGCACAUGCCAAGAACUGGCUGCAACGUACCGUUGUCUUUGCAUGGCAGGCUACACUGGUUUAGAGUGUGAGGCAGAUGUGGAUGAGUGUGACUUAUCACCAUGUCUAAAUGAUGGAACAUGUAUGAACAAGCAUGGUACCUUUACAUGUAUGUGUCCUGUUGGAUUCACAGGUUUGCACUGUGAGACGAACAUUGAUGAUUGUGCAUUGAUUGAUAUGUGUCAGAACAAUGCAACUUGUGUUGAUGGCAUAAACUCUUAUUCUUGUGUGUGCAUGCCAGGAUUUUCUGGUCUUGAUUGUGACUCAGAACUUGAUGAGUGCAUCAUCUACAGUCCAUGUAACAAUGGGACAUGCAUUGAUGAAAUCAAUGGAUACAGAUGUGUCUGUCCUUCAGGAUUGACAGGUAGAAACUGCAGUAUGGAUAUCAAUGAGUGCAUAUCAUUACCGUGCAUGAAUGGAGGUAUGUGUAGAAAUGAUGUAAGCAGAUAUGACUGUUUCUGUGCUGAUGGAUUUGCAGGUAUGGACUGCGAGACCGAGAUAAAUGAGUGUGCAUCAAACCCUUGCCAGAACAGUGGCACGUGUAGAGAUCUUGUGGGACACUUUGUCUGUGACUGUCAAAUAGGGUACACAGGCUACAGCUGUGAGAAUAAUAUGACUGAGUGUGUGUCUAAUCCAUGUCAAAAUGGAGCAAUGUGUCACAACGGAAUAGCAGAGUAUGUAUGUUCUUGCUUGCCUGGAUACACAGGGAGGCUGUGUGAGGUAGAAAUUGAUGAGUGUGCAUCUCUGCCGUGUGUAAACGAAGGAAACUGUACCGACUCCGUGUCACAUUUUGUCUGCAUGUGCCACCAGGGGUAUACUGGCAUAUUUUGUGAAACAAAUGUGGAUGAUUGUGUGACCAAUAUGUGUGUCAAUGGGACAUGUAGAGAUGGGAUAACCGGCUACAGCUGUCUUUGUUCCAAUGGCUUUACUGGCUCUCUUUGUGACAUUCAAAUCAAUGAAUGUUUUAGUAUGCCAUGUCAGAAUGGAGGGACAUGUACAGAUUUGGUGGGUGGAUAUGAAUGUGCUUGUACUAGUGGAUGGUUUGGUGUGACGUGUGAGACUAAUGUCGAUGAGUGUGCAUCAAGUCCAUGUCAGAACAAUGGGUCUUGUGUAGACACCACAUCAGGCUACCGAUGUAUGUGCUUAAAUGACUACACUGGUCAUCACUGUGACAUUGAACUGGCCGAAUGUGAUGCAGUGCCAUGUCAAAACGGAGGUAGCUGUAUGGACACAUUGGAUGGCUACAUCUGCUCCUGUGUGGUUGGUUACACAGGAAUCAACUGUGAAACGGAUAUCGACAAUUGUUCUGUAUCGUAUUGUUUGAACAACGGAACGUGUAAGGAUGGAGUCAAUAGUUUCUCGUGCGUGUGUCAAGAUGGAUUCACUGGUGCUAGUUGUGAAGUCAAUGUGGAUGAAUGCAGUGGUAUGCCGUGCAGAAAUGGGGGUACAUGUAUUGAUACUUUUGGAGGCUUUAGAUGUGUGUGCACUGACAGUUUUACUGGAGAGUUUUGUCAGGAUAACUUCAAUGAAUGUGACUCAAACCCUUGCCAUAAUGGUGGUAUCUGUCAAGAUAUGGGCAAUCGGUUUGAAUGCUUUUGCAGGUUUUCAUAUACGGGACACUUUUGUGAGUUGUCUGUUGAUUUAUGUUCUCACACUGUGUUGCCUUGUAAUGGUCAUGGCAUCUGCAAUAGUGGACAUGGAACAUUCACAUGUAACUGCUCUUUGGGAUACACGGGAUCUCGUUGUGAAGUUAACAUUAACGAAUGUGAGUCUCGUCCGUGUUUAAACGGAGCAACAUGCUUGGAUGGCAUUGGCCAGUUUUUCUGUCAGUGUCCGCCUAUGUUUACAGGCAUACAGUGUGAGAGUGAAAUAGAUGACUGUCGGUCACAACCAUGUCAGAAUCAAGGGACUUGUUUUAGAGACUCAAAUGGAUUUACUUGUGACUGUCUGGAUGCCUACACAGGCAUGAUGUGCGAGACAGAAAUUGAUGAAUGUGCUAGUUCUCCUUGUAUUAAUGGUUCUUGUGUAGACGACAUUGGUGGAUAUGUAUGUAUCUGCGUGAAUGGGUUUACUGGAGUAGACUGUGACUUGGAAAUUGAUGAAUGUUUGUCUAAUCCGUGUUUCCAAGGGACUUGUCGUGAUGAAAUAGGUCAGUAUGUAUGUAUUUGUCCUGAAGAUGCGACUGGAACUUCCUGUGAAACAGAAGUUACUGCUUGUCAGGCAUAUCCAUGUCAAAAUAAUGGGACUUGUAAUGAAACGGAGAGUGGAAACUACACAUGCACAUGCGAAGAUGGCUAUGAAGGAAGAAACUGUCAAACUGAGGUCAACGAAUGCCUGACAUUGCAACCAUGCAGAAAUGGGACAUGCAGAGAUCUAGUAAACAACUACGAGUGUACCUGCUCUGAAGGAUUCACAGGAAAAGAUUGUGAAACUAACAUUGAUGACUGUCAACCAGAUCCAUGUUUGGGCAAUGGAAUUUGCAGUGACAAGGUCAAUGGUUAUGAGUGUGAGUGUCUACUUGGUUUUACUGGCUCAAAUUGCGGAACCGAUGUAAAUGAAUGCGAUUCAUUUCCUUGCUGGAAUAGAGGUAGCUGUGUUGACCAUAUUGACAGUUUUACAUGUGUUUGUCUUGAAGGAUACUCUGGUGAUGUAUGUCAGACAGAGCUAAUACAGAUUGACAAUUGCAUGUCAAAUCCUUGUGUUAAUGGCACUUGCCUGCACCAAGCUGAUGGCUACACUUGUAAUUGUUCGGUUGGGUUUACUGGAAGUGCUUGCGAUUCAGAGCUUGAUGAAUGUUUAUCAAAUCCAUGUGUUCGUGGCACAUGUGUAGACCAGGUCAAUGGAUAUUAUUGCGAUUGCUCUAGUGGAUCAAGUGGGCUACACUGUGAAGUGGACAUUGAUGAAUGUGAUAGUAAUCCUUGCCAAAACAGUGGAAGCUGCAUUGACCAAGCAAAUGGUUUCUUGUGUCAAUGUCUAAAUGGAUUUACAGGUUCUAGUUGUGAAACAAAUGUGAAUGAAUGUGAUUCUAACCCGUGCAUGAAUGGAACAUGCAUUGAUGAUGUUGACGCUUUUAAUUGCACCUGUCAAGCUGGAUUUACAGGACCAUUAUGCAGUGUCAAUGUCAACGAGUGUGCAUUUGGCCCGUGUAGAAACAAUGGCACUUGCACUGAUUUAGUCAAUGACUAUAGCUGUAACUGCACUCACGGCUUUUUUGGAAAGAGCUGUGAAACAAAUGUAGAUGAUUGCAAGUCUAACCCUUGUCAGAACAAUGGCACCUGCACAGACAUUGUAGGUGGAUACAUUUGUGUAUGUCCUACUGGUAUUACCGGUAGUGACUGCCAUGAAGAAAUAGAUGAAUGCAGAUCACGUCCUUGCCAUUACAAUGGCACUUGUCAAGAUGGUUUGAAUGGUUUUAGUUGUUUAUGCCAGUUAGGAUACACAGGUGAUCAAUGUGAAACUGAUAUCAAUGAGUGUUCAUUGAAUUCCUGUCUUAACAAUGGGACUUGUCAGGACCAAGUUAAUGGUUACAAUUGUGUAUGCCAUUUAGGGUACACGGGCAAUCAGUGUGAGACUGAUAUCAAUGAGUGUGGAUUGAAUUCCUGUUAUAACAAUGGAGCAUGUGAGGACCAAGUUAAUGGUUACAAUUGUGUAUGCCAUUUAGGAUACACGGGCGAUCAGUGUGAGACUGAGAUUGAUGAGUGUGGAUUGAAUUCCUGUCUUAACAAUGGAACGUGUGAGGACCAAGUUAAUGGUUAUAAUUGUUUGUGUCAUGAUGGGUACACUGGUGAAAGCUGUGAAAGUGAAGUGGAUGAAUGCGUGUCUACACCAUGUAUGAACAAUGGUACUUGUCGAGAUGAGACAAAUCGCUACAUUUGUGACUGCAGGUCCGGCUAUUCAGGAAUUCAUUGUGAAACAGACAUUGAUCAGUGUAGCUCAAAGCCAUGUCUAAAUGAUGGCACGUGCAUAGAUGAAGAAAAUGGAUAUGUGUGCACGUGUGCUUCAGGCUUUCAAGGAACAAACUGCUCUGAUAAAUGCAACAUUGGCAUGUUUGGUGAGCAGUGCAGCCAAGUCUGUAGUUGUCAGAAUGGUGCAUUGUGUCAUCACAGGACUGGAGAGUGUAACUGCACAGCUGGUUGGACAGGACACAACUGCUCACAAGCAUGUAUGAAUGGCCAGUUUGGAGUGAAUUGCUCCAACCAGUGUUUGUGUGAAAACAAUUCUACAUGUGAUCGCUUCGAUGGAGCGUGUGCUUGCUCUUCUGGAUACACUGGGAUUUACUGUGAGACAAACAUAGAUGAUUGCAAGGCAAGCCCUUGUCAGAACAAUGGCACCUGCACAGACAUUGUAGGUGGAUACAUUUGUGUAUGUCCUGUUGGUAUUACCGGUAGUGACUGCCAUGAAGAAAUAGAUGAAUGCAGAUCACGUCCUUGCCAAUACAAUGGCACUUGUCAAGAUGGUUUGGCUGGUUUUAGUUGUUUAUGCCAGCUAGGAUACACAGGCGAUCAGUGUGAGACUGAUGUGGAUGAGUGUGAAUUGAAUUCCUGUCUUAACAAUGGAACAUGUGAGGACCACAUUAAUAGUUUCAAUUGUUUGUGUUCUGAUGGUUAUACUGGCGAAAACUGUGAAAGUGAAGUAGAUGAAUGCAUGUCUACACCAUGUAUGAACAAUGGUACUUGCAGGGAGGAGACAAAUCGCUACAGUUGUGGCUGCAGGCUUGGCUAUUCAGGAAUUCAUUGUGAAACAGACAUUGAUGAGUGUAGCUCAAAUUCCUGUCUAAAUGAUGGUACAUGCAUAGAUGAAGAAAAUGGAUAUGUGUGCCUGUGUGCGUCAGGCUUUCAAGGGACUAACUGCUCUGAUGAAUGCAAUAAUGGCACAUUUGGUGAGCAGUGCAGCCAGGUGUGCGGUUGUCAAAAUGGUGCCUUGUGUCAUCAUGUAACCGGUGAGUGCAAGUGCACAGCAGGUUGGACAGGACGCAACUGCUCACAAGAAUGCAGUAAUAGCACGUUUGGUGAACAGUGCAGCCAAGUGUGCAGUUGUCAAAAUGGUGCCUUGUGUCAUCAUGUAACCGGUGAGUGCAACUGCACAGCGGGUUGGACAGGACUCAACUGCUUGCAAGCAUGCAUAGAUAACCGGUUUGGAAUGAAUUGCUCCAACCAAUGUUUGUGCGAGAACAACUCCACGUGUGACCGUUUUAAUGGCUUGUGUACGUGCUCUCCUGGAUUUACCGGGAUCCGUUGUGAAACUAAUAUAGACGACUGCAAUGUGAACAAGUGUCAGAAUAAUGCCACAUGCCUGGACAGUGUCAACACGUUUUCUUGUUCUUGUCAAAAUGGGUACACAGGUGUAUUGUGUGGCGCUGACAUCAACGAAUGUUUUUCUAGUCCGUGUCAUUUCAACAGUACGUGCUUGGAUUAUGUGAAUGGGUAUCAAUGCAUCUGCAGUCAGGGUUAUACAGGAAUCGACUGUUCGACAGAUAUUGAUGAAUGUACAUCUAACCCUUGUUUGAAUUCUGCAUCAUGUGCAGAUGCAACAAAUGGGUACGUUUGCACGUGUUUAAGUGGUUUCACUGGAAUCACAUGUGAAACAGAUAUAGAUGACUGUGUUACGUCUCCUUGCAAGAACGGUAGUACUUGUGUAGAUCAAGUGAAUGGAUACAUUUGUCAGUGUGUGUCUGGCUUUACCGGUACAAACUGUGAUAUCGAGUUUGACGAGUGUAUGUCACAACCUUGUCAGAAUGGCGCUUGUAUCGAUCACGUCAACAGGUAUAGUUGUAAUUGUGUGACUGGAUAUACAGGCACUCUGUGUGAGUCAAACAUUGACGAGUGUGCGUCAUCUCCGUGUAUGAAUACAGGCACAUGCCGAGAUGAUAUCGGUAGAUAUUCAUGUGAGUGCAGAAACGGUUUUACUGGCACUCUGUGUCAGACAGAGCUGCUGGAAUGUCAGUCUCAACCGUGCCAUAACAAUGCCACAUGUCUCGAACUGAUUGAUGGAUAUCAAUGUAACUGCAUCCAGGGUUAUACAGGAAUCAACUGCGCUACUGAAAUCAACGAAUGUGCUUCUAACCCAUGCUUCAAUUAUGGAACUUGCACGGAUAUAAUUGAUGGUUACACAUGCAUGUGUUCAGUUGGUUUCACUGGACUAAUGUGUGAAACAAAUGUAGACGAUUGUGCUGGAUCUCCUUGUCUAAAUGGUAGCACUUGUGUAGACCAAGUGGAUGGAUACAUAUGUCAGUGUGCACCUGGAUUUACUGGCAGCGACUGCGACAGUGAGAUUGACGAGUGCUUGUCACAACCUUGCCAGAAUGGUGCAUGUAUCGAUCUUAUCAACGACUAUAGUUGUAGUUGUGUGGCCGGAUUUACGGGGACAACAUGUGAAACUGACAUUGAUGAGUGUGUAUCAAGUCCGUGUAUCAAUGGGACGUGCAACAAUGGAGUCAAUGGCUAUAUCUGUGCCUGUCCUGUUGGUUACACAGGAUCAACAUGUCAAAUAGAUAUCGACGAGUGCAGUUCGAAUCCAUGCCAAUAUGCUGGUAGUUGCGAGGAUCGUGUGAGUGGAUACACGUGUCGUUGUGUUACUGGAGUGACUGGUAGUCAAUGUGAAGUCGACAUUGAUGACUGCGUGUCUUCUCCGUGUACGAACAAUGGCACUUGUCAAGAUAGCAUCAAUAGCUAUUUAUGUAACUGCAGAGAUGGAUUCACUGGUAGACAUUGUGAGAGCGACGUCGACGAGUGUUCUGUACUGAUACCGUGUCUAAAUUCUGGCAACUGUACUAAUGCUUACGGCAGUUUUCUAUGCAAUUGCAGUUCCACCGGAUUUGAAGGAAUCGUGUGUUCUGACGAUGUAGACGAAUGUCUGAACAAUCAGCACCGUUGUCAGCAUCGCUCAACUUGUGUGAAUGCAGAGGGAGGUUAUCAUUGCACGUGUCUAGAUGGAUUUAUUGGAGAUCUUUGUGAGACGGAUCUUUGUAGUGUAAUUUCUUGUGGAGAAGGCAAGUGUGUUCCUCGACCAGGAGGACAUGAGUGUGAUUGCACUGGAACUGGCAUGAACGGUCCAUCAUGCAAUGUGAUCAUAACUGCUGAAUCUUCGAGUGAUUUCGAUACUGUCAGUAUUGCUGUUGUUGCUAUUGUCAUCAUCGUUGUCCUUAUUGUUGUUAUCAUUGUUGCAAUUGUGAUCUACUUGAAACGAGCUAAGUCUCAUUCGGGAGUCUACAGUCCAAGUGACAACGAAGAAGCACUGGGAAUUAAUAUACUAGAGAGGGAGAGAGAAGAUCACGAAGAGAGGCUCAUAUAGUGCUACAAUGCAGAAAAAUUAUGUGGGGUCAGUGAUUACUAAAGACAAUUUGCUGCAUAGUUGUUAUUAAUUAAUUCUGUGAUUAAUUGAUUAAUUAAUUAAGCAGAAAGUUGGGGUUAACGAUCGAGAGCUGUGACAACUCGUAAUAAGAAUGACACUAUAGACAACUUUUACAGUGUUUGUAAACUGUGUUUGCACUACCUGGUGUAAGACUGUUUCUACAAUCAAACAUCAA